Messenger RNA from Ipomoea triloba (trilobed morning glory), 2551 nucleotides. Its product is annotated as FRIGIDA-like protein 3. Lineage: Eukaryota; Viridiplantae; Streptophyta; Magnoliopsida; Solanales; Convolvulaceae. The record is from RefSeq and is a predicted model, not a curated record. Bases 703 to 2328 code for a protein of 541 amino acids. The transcript is spliced from 7 exons.
CACUACUGCAAAGUGCAAAAGCAGUCGAAGAAUUUGGGAGAAGAAAAGCAAUCGAAGAAGCCAAGCUAGAGAGGAGAAGGAAAUGGGAAAAUCGAAGAGAGCUCAGAGAAGAAGGCAACCUUGACUCAGGAAGUGGACUCGCGGCGGCGCGGACUCGCGGCAGCGGAGGAUGAGGCAGCGAGCGGAGGUCCAUCAGCGAGAAGAAUCAGAAGAAUUAGAUAUUUAGAUUAACAAUUAUUAGUUUUGCCACUUUUCCCACAUCGGUGGGAAAAGUGGCAUGGGAGCCUUGAGGCUUCUAUAAAAGGCGCCUCAAGGCCCCAAAUUUAGCGUACAGACCCAUCCGUUGAUGGGCGGAGCAAGCCAGACUGGCUCUUGCAUUUGCGGAGCCGGAAACGGCUAGUCUCCAUUAUAGUUUUUUUUUUUUUUUUGGGAAUUUGAAAUACUGUCUCUUCGCUUCGACGACAAUGGCUCUUGCCUUCCCCUUCGACGACAAUUGCUGCUUCUUCGCUUCAGGGAUUCGCUCGCUGUAUCCCAAACCCUCCCUCGCCACCAAAAUGGUCUGAUUCUCCGGCGACUUCCCGCCGUCCUCAGCCUCCGCCUCUCACCUCCGAUCCGUCGCUUUUCCGAUCCGAGUGUCAAUUUCUGCUGUGUUCUCACUUGUCGCUGAAAUUUUAGCUCGUUAUCGCUUCGGGCUAAGCUGCCAUGGAAGAUUCUCAGUCAGUUGAGAUACUCAUGCAUUCGACUACCUCAAAGAUCCAGCAACUGCAGAAAGCAUUUGCUGAGCUUGAAAGUCACCGCGCAAUUACCCUCAACAUGAAAUGGAAACAACUUGAAGAACAUUUUCAUGGUCUUGAGAAAUCUUUGAAAAGGCGUUUCACGGAAUUGGAAGAUCAAGAGAAGGAGUUUGAAACAAAAAUAGUUCAAUCUAAAGAGAUUUUGGAGAAGCGUGAAGCAGCUGUUGUGGCUAAAGAGAGAGCUUCACUUGAAAGGCUACAAGAGAAAAGAGAUGCUGCAGUUUCUGCCAUUUCCUUUGCUCUAGAAAAGCGCCGGAAGCCAUUUUCUGUGGAACCUACAGUUAAUAUUGCGAACCAACAUGAUUCAUCUGUUAUGCAAGAAAAGCCUCUUAAUGCAAUGGUCACAGAGAGUAACAUUGAAGAUAAUGGGGAGCAUUACGAGAAUGGAAAUGUGGAGGUGAAAUCUUAUCCUGAGUUAGUAAAGCUAUGCCAAGAGAUGGAUUCAGAUGGCAUCCACAAAUUUAUAUCAGACAACCGCAAGGACCUUGCUGCUAUGAGAGAGGAGAUUCCACCUGCUCUGAAGGCUGCAGCUGACCCUGCCUCUUUGGUUUUGGACUCACUCAAGGGUUUCUACAACUCAGAAAUAAUAAAUUCAGAUGCUAAAAAAGAUGCAAACCUCUUAGGUCUUCGGCGAACCUGUAUAAUGUUGAUGGAGUGCCUCAGCAGUUUAUUGUCAAACAUGAAAAUGGAGUCUAUUCCAAGAGUGAUCUCUGAAAGUGUGAAGGCUCGAGCAAAAACUAUUGCUGAAGACUGGAAACCAAAGUUGGAUGAUCUGGAUGUUGAUGCCAAUCAUGGGAACUCCUUGGAGGCUCAUGCAUUCUUACAGCUUCUAGCGACUUUUGGUAUUAACUCAGAUUUUGACCAGGAGGAUUUAACCAAAUUGAUACCCAUGGUUUCCCGUCGUCGUCAAACAGCUGAUUUAUGCCGUUCCCUUGGACUUUCAGAUAAAAUGCCAGGUGUUAUUAAUGUCUUGGUAAAUAUUGGAAGGCAAAUAGACGCUGUUAAUCUAGCUUUUGCCUUUGAGCUGACUGAGAAAUUUCCACCUGUUCCUCUACUGAAAUCUUAUUUGAACGAGGCAAGCAAGGCUCCUGGAAAAUCUGGGAAUACACCCACUGUACAGAAUGAUAUAAAUGAGAAGGAAUUGAAUGCACUGAAGGCUGUGAUUAAAUGCAUCGAGGAUCAUAAUCUUGAGGAGCAAUAUCCUGUGGAUCCCCUCCAAAAACGAGUUCUCCAGAUGGAGAAAGCCAAGGCAGACAAGAAAAGGGCAACUGAAGUUCCAAAACCUCAACCCAAAAGACCCCGUGCUAAUGGUGUUUGCCAUGGUUCCCGAGUUGCUAACGUUGCCACUGACAAGAACUUCUACGCUAGAACCACUGACAGGUACCCACCGUGCUUGUACGAGAGACAGUACGCCUACACUGGACCAACCGACACCCAUAUCCCCUCGUUCAUGGCUACUCCUGCUUACAAUCUCCCUGGGCAUGGCAACUUCUUUGCAAAUGGCUACCAUUACCAGGCAACUUACCUGCACUAAUUACUAGAGCGCUGAACUUGGUUACCUUUCUAGCUGUUAGUCCUUAACCCCCUCUGAGUUUGCUUAAUUUGAACCGUAUGAGUAAUUUUAUUACUGAAAAUUGCCGACUUGUUAAUUUCUAGUCUAUUGUAAAAGCUAAUGCUGUAAUGUUUUAAUAUGCACCACCGUACAUGUUUAUAUUUCAUUUUGGCUCUCUAGUGUUUUCUUUUGUUUUGCUGUUUUA